CUCCUAAGGAAAAUGAACGAUAUACUGAAGAAGAUCCAGAAUGUUGAAAACCAACAUCGGAUAAGACAGAGAGCCAGAAAUACAGCACUUGAUAACUCAAAGGCUAAAUGUUUAAUCAUCGAUCGAAGAAUGAUACAAAACUCUCUGAGUCAGAACCGCAGACUUUCUAUCUCUGAUAGACUUCAAAUGAUGACGGUAUUUGAUAAAAUGAACAAAAAAGAAGGGAAUAAGGUUGUUAAAGCUUUUCAAACUAUCGGAGAUAGUGUAGGGAGGUCCAUUAAGUUCCUCAACCAAAAAACCAACAAAGAUAAGCCAAGUAUAAUCAAGAUUAAUACAAAACAAAAAUCAAAACCUUCUCUUCAUGUUGAUACUGGUGUAUCCGGUUUUGACAAGAUUACUGUCUUAAAGCCUAAGAAAUCUGCAGGGCUUCUGCUACCAAAGCUGCAGAACCAGAGGACCCAAGAAGAAAACCUUUCUUGUUCUAGUAAAAAUUCUUUUCAGAUUCAGACCAACCUGUCUAGGUGUAGGAGUGAUCUCGAGGAAGCUAAAAGUGCUACAUUAGGCGCAGGAAUAAGCUAUUCAAAGCCAUCAGUGUUUUCGAAAUAUAAAUCUAAUGGAAUUACUACCUUAAAAUCAGUAGCAUCGGCUACUACAGAGGUGCAGUAUCCUUUGACUGCGACUGAGGAAGUCCAACAAGCUCUGCCAAUACGACUGAAGAAGAAAAUGGUGACCUCCAAGAUCAAUGGAUUUAGUAAGAAAUCAUGGCUGAGGGCAGACAGCCUCUUUCAAGAGGCCAUUCAAAACAAAUCAAUAAAGCCGACCCUCAAUGACAAAGUGACAAGGAAGCUUAAGAAGUGCCUCAUUAAGAGAUCGAGCAACUCAAUAAAUGAUCAUUCCAAAUUAGGUAAAUUACCGAAAUGUGUGAGUACGAAGAAGAGAUCAAGAGGAGGAUUCUUGUCAAAUAUACCUUCUUUGGCUAGUCUUGAUGUAGAUCCCGCAGAACCUCGUUCACCAUUCCCAAUUUCAGCUAAUAAAUUUUAGCUGAUUCCUUACUAAUACUUUUCAAUA
Messenger RNA from Moneuplotes crassus, 1068 nucleotides. NCBI's taxonomy places the organism in Eukaryota, Ciliophora, Spirotrichea, Euplotida, Euplotidae. The record is from the annotation of a GenBank genome assembly.